AUGGAAAGUGACUCACAAAUGAUUAUAUUUUCAUUCCUAAUUGCUUAUCGUGUCGUCUCCUUGCUUGGUCUUCGAUUAUCUAACGAAAUUUGAAUUUCUAGCGAAUGUUCCUGCUUCGGUGUACACAGUUGGAGGCGGCAGCAGUGUGAUACAAACUAACGAUGGGACGAGGAUCGUACAGUCUGGUCGCACCUCGGACGGAAAACCGUACGUUCGCGAGAGCACGGACAAAAUCGUGGGCGAUACCCUUCGACACGUUGAGAGAAUUUACGAUCCCACUACGAACUCCACGAAGGUGCACGGCUACACGUUGGAUUUGAAGGAUCCGAACGCCAAACCAGUUCCAAUAAACGAGGCCUCUUAA
Heterotrigona itama is the source of this 364-nucleotide messenger RNA. The record is from the annotation of a GenBank genome assembly. NCBI's taxonomy places the organism in Eukaryota, Metazoa, Arthropoda, Insecta, Hymenoptera, Apidae.